Messenger RNA from Salpingoeca rosetta, 897 nucleotides. RefSeq lists its product as uncharacterized. The transcript is spliced from 5 exons. The record is from RefSeq and is a predicted model, not a curated record. Bases 182 to 640 code for a protein of 152 amino acids. NCBI's taxonomy places the organism in Eukaryota, Choanoflagellata, Craspedida, Salpingoecidae.
CAAGCAAGCAAGCAAGCAAGCAAGUUGUUUUGCUGGAUCGGCAGUGCAGUGUUGUUGUGGUGUUGCUGUUGCCGUGUUGUUGCCUUGUAGGAGUGCUCAAUCAUUUGGCAUUGGAGUUGUAGCGAAUCAGAAGGAAAGGGUGAGACUGUGAACGCAGCCCAAGCAACAAGAGCAAGGAAGCAUGGACGUGCCUGCCUGGGCCAAGCGGUCGGGGUACCGCGGAACAGACAAGCCCACCGUGAGUGGCACUGCUGCCAAGGGCGGCGCAAGCACCGCUGCUGCGCCACCUGUUGCCAAGCAAACGUCAAUGCGGGAGCACUUUGCACCCCCACAGAAGGAAGCCCUGCAGACCAAGAGGGUUCCAAACGCAUCGUCCAUGGUUCCCGGGCGCCACGAGCGGCACUACCCAUCCGAGUCCCUGCGCAUGGGCCCUCCGCUCAAGGCGCAGACAAAGACACCCAAGGCCAAGGUCCCCACUGGCGUGAGGCUGACACAGACAACCACCAACCGGCAAGAGUUUGGUGUGCAUGCUGCCUCAGCACAAGAUGAGAAGCAGAACGUCGACCUGGCGUCUCACAAGUUUGAGACGCGCGCCCCGAAGGUGGAGUACACCUUCUCUUCUUCAAUCACACUUGGCUGAGCCAGUGGAGCGAAGGGGAAGGGUGAAAGUGGGGUGGGCAGAUGGAUGGUGACGACGUGAGAUGUGUGCAGAGGACACGGGGGAGCAGAGUGUGCUUUCGUCGCUGAGCUGAGACAGGAAGAUGCGAUGUGAUAUGCAGUUGUGAUGCAGUUGUGAUGCAGUGAUUGAUUAUGAAGUAUGAUUGCUUUGACACCCAACAUAAUGGCCUGCGCUUGUGAUUGCGAGUGCAAGCCAAUGAUAUGAAACCAUGAACGCCA